AAAAGGUUGGCAACAGUGCUCAAAAACAUCAUUUCGUGAUUUAGCAGCUCGUUUAUUGUUUCAUUUUAAAAAUGGCAGACGUAGAAAAGGAGCCCGAGAAGACCAUUGCUGAGGAUUUGGUUGUUACCAAAUACAAAUUGGCUGGCGAAAUUGUAAACAAAACACUGAAAACGCUGAUUGGACUCUGCGUUGUGGAUGCCUCCGUGCGGGAAAUUUGCACCAAGAGCGACAAUCUGCUGACUGAAGAAACCGGCAAAGUAUACAAAAAGGAAAAGGAUCUGAAGAAGGGUAUCGCAUUUCCGACAUGUCUGUCGGUCAACAAUUGUGUCUGUCACUUUUCGCCAGCUAAAAAUGAUGCGGAUUACACGCUCAAAGCCGGCGAUGUGGUUAAAAUUGAUUUGGGCGCGCACAUUGAUGGUUUCAUUGCUGUCGCCGCGCACACAAUUGUUGUGGAUGCCACUGCGGGUCAGAAGAUAAGCGGACGACAGGCUGACGUCAUACUCGCCGCUUAUUGGGCCGCCCAGGCGGCGUUGCGUCUCCUGAAGUCCGGUUCCAGCAAUUAUUCAAUCACCGAUGCCGUGCAACAAAUCAGCGAGUCGUACAAGUGCAAACCCAUUGAGGGUAUGUUGAGUCACGAGCUGAAGCAAUUCAAGAUCGAUGGCGAGAAGACGAUCAUACAGAAUCCGAGCGAGGCACAGCGCAAGGAGCACGAGAAGUGCAACUUCGAGACUCACGAGGUGUAUGCCAUCGAUGUCAUUGUCAGCAGUGGCGAGGGAGUGGGACGGGAGAAGGACACAAAGGUAUCAAUUUACAAGAAAUCGGAGGAGAACUAUAUGCUUAAACUGAAGGCAUCGCGUGCUCUGCUCGCUGAGGUGAAAACCAAGUACGGCAACAUGCCCUUCAACAUCCGCAGCUUCGAGGAGGAAACUAAAGCGCGCAUGGGCGUCGUCGAGUGCGUCUCCCACAAGAUGAUUGAGCCCUUCCAAGUGCUCUACGAGAAGCCCUCUGAGAUUGUGGCGCAGUUCAAGCACACGGUUCUCCUCAUGCCCAACGGCGUCAAUCUGGUUACGGGCAUUCCCUUCGAGCUGGACAACUAUGUGAGCGAGCACAGCAUUGCGCAAGCCGAGCUCAAGGAACUGGUUGCGCAGCCAUUGGGACCCGUCAAAGGUAAGGGCAAGGGCAAGAAGGCGGCUGGCGGCAACGCCUCUGCUGCUGCUGCUGCUGCGGCGACAAAAGUGGAAUCGGCGCCGGCCGUUGAGACUAAGGCAUAGAACAACAGCCAUGGGAAUCCCCACAAAAAAAAAACAACAAAAUAAAUCAAACCACGCCCCCUUAAAGCAACAACAAUGUGAACAAUAGCGCUGCCUACUGCUGCCGCCUCCAUAAACUUUUUACUAUAUAUAAAAAUUCGUUGAAUAGUAAAAAAAAAAGAAGAUAAACAA
Molecule: messenger RNA, 1442 nt
Organism: Drosophila innubila
Lineage: Eukaryota; Metazoa; Arthropoda; Insecta; Diptera; Drosophilidae
Product: proliferation-associated protein 2G4
Exons: 8
Coding region: 72-1271 (399 amino acids)
Source: RefSeq, a predicted model, not a curated record